CCCUCUGGAGCUGGAUGAUAAAGUGCUGUGCUGCCUUCCAGCCGCUCAGUGUUGUCCCUGUCUGUGCUGCUGCCUCUCGCUGAGGGACCUGCGUCCUGAGCAGACACCACUGCGGGUAAAAAAUGGCAUUUCGGAAGGCAGUGAAAGGAACUGCUCUCAUUGGAGGAGGUGCCAUAGCAACAGUUUUUGGCCUCUCUCAAUUUUCUCAGUAUAGAAACAAACACGGUGCCUUGGUGCAGGUUCAGGCUGCAGAAGUUGUUCCAGUAAAGAACCAUCUCCCCACAAGAGAACAGCAGAUUUUGGCCCUGCAAACCAACAGUGAAUUUGAUGUCAUUGUCAUAGGAGGAGGAGCAACAGGCUGUGGCUGUGCUCUGGAUGCAGCCACCAGAGGACUAAAAACAGCCCUUCUAGAAAGAUAUGAUUUCUCAUCGGGGACCAGCAGCAGGAGCACUAAAUUGAUCCAUGGUGGAGUGAGGUACCUCCAGAAGGCCAUCAUGAAGUUGGAUUUCGAGCAGUACAGGAUGGUGAAGGAGGCGCUGGAGGAGCGCGCGCACCUGCUGCAGAGCGCCCCACACCUCUCCGCUCCGCUGCCCAUCAUGCUGCCCAUCUACAAGUGGUGGCAGCUGCCGUACUACUGGAUUGGGAUAAAGCUCUAUGACCUGGUGGCAGGAAGCCAGUGCCUGAAGAGCAGUUAUGUCCUCACCAAGUCGAGAGCCUUGGAGCUGUUCCCAAUGCUGCGCAAGGACAAGCUGGUUGGAGCUAUUGUCUACUACGAUGGACAGCACAACGACGCGCGCAUGAACCUGGCCAUCGCCCUCACGGCCGCGCGCUACGGCGCUGCCACCGCCAAUUACGCCGAGGUGCGGCGCCUGCUCAAGACCACCGACCCGGCCAGCGGGAAGCUUCGUGUGUGCGGGGUGCGCUGCAGGGACGUCCUGAGCGGGAAGGAAUUUGAUGUCAGAGCCAAGUGUGUUAUCAAUGCUACGGGACCUUUCACAGACUCCGUGCGCAAAAUGGAUGAUGAGGAAGUGCCCAACAUCUGUCAGCCCAGUGCAGGAGUGCACAUCGUGAUGCCUGGUUAUUACAGCCCUGACAACAUGGGGUUGCUGGACCCAGCCACCAGCGAUGGCAGAGUGAUUUUCUUCCUGCCCUGGGAGAAGAUGACGAUUGCAGGGACCACGGACAGCCCCACCGAUGUCACCUCCCACCCCAUCCCCACGGAGGAGGACAUCAACUUCAUCCUGAGCGAAGUGCGCCACUACCUGGGCGCCGACGUGGAAGUGAGGAGAGGAGACGUGCUGGCAGCGUGGAGCGGGAUCCGGCCCCUGGUCACAGACCCCAACUCCAAGGACACGCAGUCGAUCUCGCGCAACCACGUGGUGACCAUCAGCGACAGCGGCCUCGUCACCAUCGCAGGGGGGAAGUGGACAACCUACCGUGCCAUGGCGCGGGACACCAUCGAUGCAGCCAUUCAGGAGCACAACCUGAAGGCAGGAUCCAGUAAAACCAUGGGGCUGCAGCUGGAGGGGGCUCACGACUGGAGCCCCACACUCUACAUUAGGCUGGUCCAAGACUACGGACUUGAAAGCGAGGUGGCUCAGCACUUGGCUUCCACCUACGGGGACAAGGCUUUUGAGGUGGCCAAAAUAGCCCAGGUCACAGGGAAGAGGUGGCCAAUUGUUGGGAAACGUCUGGUGUCUGAAUUCCCUUACAUUGAAGCUGAGGUGGUGUACGGGGUGAAGGAGUACGCCCGCACCGCCGUGGACAUCAUCCGCCGCACCCGCCUGGCCUUCCUCAACGUGCAGGCGGCGGAGGAGGCCCUGCCCAGGAUCGUGGACAUCAUGGGCAAAGAACUCAACUGGAGCGAGCAGAAAAAGAAGGAAGAGCUUGAAACUGCGAGAAAAUUUCUCUAUUAUGAAAUGGGCUACAAAGUAAAAACAGAUCAAUUAACAGACAGCUCUGAAAUCAGCCUGGUGCCCUCAGAUAUUGAGAGGUACAAGAAGCGGUUCCACAUGUUUGACAAGGACAAGAAGGGCUUUAUCACCAUCCUGGACGUGCAGCGUGUCCUGCAGAGCAUCAGCGUGCAGAUCGCCGAGAACACGCUCCACGAGAUCCUCAACGAGGUGGAUCUCAACAAGAACGGGCAGGUGGAGCUCAACGAGUUCCUGCAGCUGAUGAGUGCCAUCCAGAAGGGCCACGUGUCGGGGAGCAGGCUGGCCGUGCUGAUGAAGAGCGCCGAGGAGAACCUGCGGCGCCGCGCCGCCAUCCCGGUGGACCGGAGCGGGGGCGGCGUCUGAGCCCACCCCCACCCCACGGCUGCCUGGAGCUGCUGAGAACAUUCCAGAGCUUCUGCCCUCCCCGCUGGCCCAGGUGCCCAGAGCUGUCCGUCGGCGUAGCUCUUCCACAAUGCGUCGGUGCGUUUGUCCGCGUCAUUAACGAUUUUCCUACUGCUCCGGUACGUGGCCUUCGGGUCGGGGGUUCUGCAGUCCCAGGGGUUUCUUAGCAAGAGUUCAGGAACACAGGCUGGGAGGGUUUGGGGGCGCACACAAGCACGUACUGCCUUGGUCAUUAACUUUUCACUUUAAUCUUUAAAGCAGAGGAUGCUCUAAGUGAAUCCUGCCAUUAAACGUGUUGAAUUCUCCAAAUACAGACCCAGUAUCUCAAAGCUGCUGCUGUGUCCUCAGCAAAAAGCAGGCGAGGGAGAGCUUGUUUUAGAUGGAGAUAAUGAUCCCAAAAGGAACAAAUCCGACACUUCCUGGGGUGGUGGUGAUGGUGGGGAGCUGUCCUGAGCCUUCCAGUAGGCUGGGUUUGCUCUCUUAUUCCAGUGGUGCCAAGACUUGGCCACACAAAAAUAUCAGCUGGAAAACAUCUUGAUGAAUCACCCCGAGGCAAUAAUUUGGCUAAAAGCUGAGGACAGCUUCCCUUUCUCCCAUAUUAACACAAAUAACUGCCUUUAAUAAAUGGGCAUUGUCUGGCAGGUGGUGUGCUUUGUGCUGUAAAAUAAAGGUAAAAGGUGCUUUAUGCUAAAAAGUGCUUUGAGUUUGGGACAAACCCUGAUGACAUGUAGGAUAGGGCAGGUUUUGGUAGCACAAUAGUCUUAAUUUAAAAAUGCUCAAACACAGAGUGAAAAAAACAAAGUUUGUCUUGCAUUCCACUAACUUUUCUAGAAAAAAGGGCUAUUUUUCAGCAGAUUAAUGGAAAAACCCAAACAAGGAACCCUCACUGGAGCUGUUUCCAGCACUGCUGUACCUGUCUAUUGCCUUCCUGCUGCUGGAUUUGGUCGAGAUCAGGUGGUAGAUUUCUGCCUGAUGUAGGACAAGGCAGGAAAACCUGGUUGAUUGCUGGAUUUGGCACCUGUUUUAUUCCUUGAGUAGAAAUAGCAAUUUCCACCUCAAAUCAAGCUUCACGUCCCAGGUGUCAGAAUUUCUGAUCAGUAAAAUCUGAUGUAUUUGACUGGUGUCACCACAUUCACUGAUGGAAAAUAGCAGGACAGGAGUGAGCAGCAAAGAUUCCUUGGGUAUUUUUAUAGGGAACAUGAUCCCAGACACAAAGGGAGGUGCUGAGGAGUGUGGGAUGUAGCACAGUGAGUACAAAUGUUUUGUUUUGCUGGAGAAGCGUAGUCCUUCAAAAAAUAUUAAAAUUCAAGUGCUGAAAAAUAGUAGAUACAAAAAAACUGGGGCAAGGCUCAUCUAAAAUGAGUUUUUAAAAUGGUUCAGAUGGUUUUUGCAUGUUAAAUUCAUUUUUUUGGUGCAGAUAUUGUUCAGGUUGUGGCUUUGUGCUUCGAGCCCUGUGCUGUGAGCAGGGACUGAGGGAGGAGUUGGCACAUCUGACACCACAAGGUUGUUUUAAUGAACAAAGGGUUUGUUCCUGUGGUCCUGUAAACUUUUCCUUUUGAACUGUGUUCUAGAAUAUUCAGGUGAAGGGGAAUGUUUGUCUCAGCUUUGUAUUUCCAAACCCACAGUAACAGAUUUCACAUAUCCUGCAGAACUGAGGGAAGUGAAUGUCUAACACACAGGUAAUUUUGGCUCAGUGAACAAGGGAAGGGGUUUGGGAUUCUACAGUUACCAAUAAUUAAAGGGGAAAAAAAAAAAGUAAAAGUCAUGAGACCUUUUCCAGGCCACGUUAAAAAAAAUAUUUCCAAUAUUGAACAGCUUUUAUAUGGUUUGAAGAGGAAUUCUCUUCCACUCCUCUCUAACUGGCUUUGUUAAAUUAAUUACCCUAGUUUACUUGUGUUGUACCCAAAGUAUGCUCCUUGUCUCUCUUGUUUUGCUAAUCUUGCACCUGGAAUGUGACUUUUGGAUACUCUUGUUUUGCUAAUCUUGCAUCUGGAAUGUCACUUUGGGAUUCUCCUGGCUAUGUGUCCUUGGACAUGGAUUUGCUUUGCGUCUCAGGCACUUUAUGUCACCCUCCUGCUCCCCUGUACAGCCCUGGAAUGACGGGGACAACUGCAUGUGUUCCUUCAGCAGCUGAAUCUGUACCUGAAGAAAUCUAAAGUAUUUAUUUCUGCCCUCACUCUGUCUGCAGGAAUGUUGGCUUUGUUGUUUAAGGUUAUUUUAAUGUGAAUGUACCGUGGGAAGAGUUGUACAAUGUCACUGCCUUACUGUGCUGAUCUGGGGUGGAAAAGCAGGAAUGGGAUUUUUUUUUUCUCCCUUUUUUUUUUUUUUUUGGAGGGAAGGGGUGAGAUGAGGCUUGAAUUUCUGGAUUUGCUGGGGUUAUUUUGUGUUUUAAAUAAACUGCACACCUGGGGGGAUCCAUGCAGUGUGUGUCGAUGUGUAUAAAUACGUGCACAGACACUCACUGCAGGUUUACACGUGGCACUUACGUCUGUUGUCAGGUUCCUGUUGCAGCCUGGGCUGUUCAAUGCUGUGUUUGAGGCUGGGUUGUCAUUUUUAUAACUGUCUUGGUGUUUUCCUGCCGUUAUUUAUUACCUUUGAUAUCUGGAAUGAGCCGCAUGCGUUUAUCGAGCAAUAAGAGGAUGUAUUUAAUGUGCCUUGUUUUUAACUGAGUAAGGACUGAGAGCAUGAAUCAAUAAAACUGGUUUAAAACGCU
Molecule: messenger RNA, 5049 nt
Organism: Myiozetetes cayanensis
Lineage: Eukaryota; Metazoa; Chordata; Aves; Passeriformes; Tyrannidae
Gene: GPD2
Product: glycerol-3-phosphate dehydrogenase 2
Biological process (GO): glycerol-3-phosphate metabolic process
Cellular component (GO): mitochondrion; glycerol-3-phosphate dehydrogenase (FAD) complex
Molecular function (GO): calcium ion binding; glycerol-3-phosphate dehydrogenase (quinone) activity
Source: RefSeq, a predicted model, not a curated record